Molecule: messenger RNA, 942 nt
Organism: Priceomyces carsonii
Lineage: Eukaryota; Fungi; Ascomycota; Pichiomycetes; Serinales; Debaryomycetaceae
Exons: 1
Coding region: 1-942 (313 amino acids)
Cellular component (GO): endomembrane system
Source: RefSeq, a predicted model, not a curated record
AUGAACCUAUUCAGAAUAUUAAGCUUUGCGUUCUUCGCUAUAUUUACAAUUGUACAGGCUUCAAACUGGUCACCAGAAGACUAUGAAAUAUUUAAUUUGAAUGACAAGAUUCAACAGGAUCUUGGGAAAGGGACAACAUUUUACUCUUGGCUAGGUUUAGAAGAUGGACCCAAAUCCAAACUUGAAGAAAUUUCAAAGGCCUAUCGAAAAAAGUCGAGGCAACUUCAUCCUGAUAAGCAAUCAAAAUCUUCCAAAGCGGCGAAAAAGAAGGCUGAAGAGAUGUUUCAGAGGUUAUCGCUAGUUGCUAACAUUUUAAGAGAUCAGUCGUUGAAGAAAAGAUAUGAUUAUUUCCUAACAAAAGGAUUCCCCAAAUGGCGUAAAACAGGCUACUACUAUUCGAAGUUUAGACCUGGUUUUAUUAUGACGUUAGUAAUCUUGUUCUUUUUUGCAAAUGUUCUUCAUUACAUUGGGCUCUCUAUAAAUAGGAAACAAGAUUUUAAACGCAUAGUUGAUUUAAAGCGAGAAAUUAAAUUACUGGCAUGGGGAAACUUGCUAUCUCCACCUCUCGAUGGCUCAGAAAGAAAGGUAUCGGGCAUAUCAGAUAGACAAUUUAUGGUGCACGCCAAUGGCGAUGUUUCUCUAAUAAAGGACAAUGAGCUUGUACCAGUUGAUGAAAACGAAAUUAAUACAAAGCCCUUUUUCAAGGAGACCUUAUUAUAUAGAGUCACAGCCGCUCUUUGGAAUAUUACGUUGGGCAAAAUCACUGGUAAGGAAAUGGACACCAGUGUGCUGUUUGAAAAUCCUACGAAAAAGACAUCGAAGGAAUCGCGUAAAGAAAUCAAAAAGACAAAGAAAAAGAUAGACAAGGAUCAUAAAGUAUUACUACCUAACGGAAAAGUUGCUUAUGGAAGAUCAAAUAAAGGAAAGAAAAAGCUUAAUUAA